Centruroides sculpturatus (bark scorpion) is the source of this 360-nucleotide messenger RNA. Its product is annotated as zinc finger BED domain-containing protein 5-like. Bases 1 to 360 code for a protein of 119 amino acids. NCBI's taxonomy places the organism in Eukaryota, Metazoa, Arthropoda, Arachnida, Scorpiones, Buthidae. The transcript has a single exon. The record is from RefSeq and is a predicted model, not a curated record.
AUGGAUCAGUGGUUAAAAAGGAUUAGUAAAGCAACAACAUCCAAAGAAGAUACAGAAAAAGAUGAACUUGCAAAGGAACAAUCUGCAACUAGUUCAAAAAACAUGGAAUAUGUUCCCUCUUGUUCUGAACGGCAGCCAGGCAAAAAGAAACGCAAGUAUGAUCCUCAGUAUUUGUCAUAUGGCUUUACUAGUACUGGUGAUGAAGAAGCCCCAGACGCCAUUUGUAUACUUUGUCACACAAGAUUAGCUAACAGUUCGUUGGCACCAGCAAAGUUGCAAAGACACAUGGAGACCAGGCAUAGUGUCUAUAAAAAUAAGGAUAAAUCUUUUUUUGAANUUCGAAUAUUGGUUCGAUUAUAG